Durotheca rogersii is the source of this 3347-nucleotide messenger RNA. RefSeq names its product Retinoic acid induced 16-like protein-domain-containing protein. Lineage: Eukaryota; Fungi; Ascomycota; Sordariomycetes; Xylariales; Xylariaceae. Bases 247 to 3108 code for a protein of 953 amino acids. The transcript is spliced from 4 exons. The record is from RefSeq and is a predicted model, not a curated record.
AUUCACCGGGUUGCAAGGGCUACCCCCGUCGCCUAAUCAUCAAGAAACAUCUCGGGCGUCGGGUUUUGGUUGUUCGUCAAUGCAAAAGAGACCGGGCCUGACAGAGCUAGCUUGACUUACCCUGGCCUGUCCCGCUCUCUCGCGCUCCUCUCGCUGCCUCCCUCUUCCUCUCCGGGGUCGCGACCAGAUGGUUGACCUCUGCAGUUCUGCCCGACACACCCCUCGAGCGAUGUCUCCGGAGACGCCAUGGACUUUUGGUCGCGCCUCAUAGCCAACACCCGCCUGUCGGGAAGCUCCAGCAAGGAUGCUGCCAGGGACCCUAUCCGGCGCCGGCAACGCUUCGAAAAGGAAUACGGCCAGCUACUUCACCUAUGGCGGAAUUGUCCCAACCUCGCCCAGGACGAGGACGCCGCCGAGAACAUCGAGCUUCGUCUCCAGGGCCUCACCAAUAUCCUCGCCGACGAGUCGCGCCGACCACUCCCGCAUCCGUGCAUCUCGUUCUGUUCCACGAAACAAAUCUACAUCCCUAUUGCCAAGAUUGCCAUAUCUUCGUACAACGAGUGGAUCGUCAAGGAGGCCGUCCUAUUCUUCGCUAGUCUCAUCGAGAGCGAGGAGGAGGCUUUCGUGGAGAAGGCCACUUUCUCCACCAGCUUGACCAACUUGCUCGUCCGCAUCACCGGCGCCAACAGCAUCCGCCUCGUGCCCGAUACUGAAGUCAAAGUCGUCGAGUUAGCCUUCAACAUCACCACCAAGAUCCGCCUCGAGCCUGGCAUCCUUUCCGCCUGGUUCAGUUCCGGCCCCGACCACCAUGCCGCUGCCGACGGGAGAGCCAGAGACGAGCAUGAGCGGUUUGCGGGGAAGACGCAGAAGCAGGACUUCCCCCUAUUCUAUAUCUUGAUGGACUACAUCCAUCACGAGGGAAAAGUCGGUGAUUUUGCCCGCACGGGCCUACUGUAUAUCAUCGAGGCCGCAUCCUCUUCUGUCGCCCUCGAGCAGUGGAUAGUGGAGAGCGAUCUCUCGACGCUGAUGGCUACGGGGCUUGGUGCUUUGUAUAGUCAACUUAGCCGUAAGCUCGUUAUCGACCACCCCCCCGAGAACCUGCCGCCUAUCCUCGCUCUCUCCGACUACGAACACCCGACAUCUACCUUCGAAAUUGUGAGCUCCUGCAGCCCGGAUUUUCAGCUUCACCUCGAGACCUUCCUCUCCCAUCUUCUAUUCUGGCAGGAUGUCCUAAAUCAUUGUCGAUCUGUGGAAGUUCGAUCCACUUUGCUCGAGCAUUUCCAGGUCAUCUUUUUGCAGCAGCUACUAUAUCCCUCUCUCCUAGAAUCCUCUGAUGUUGAUGGAGGCUCAUCCGUGGCCGUUUUAACUUACCUGCGGCGCAUACUCGAAGCCCUGGACCAUCCAGACAUGAUAAAUCUCAUCCUCCACUAUCUUCUAGCCCUCCCCGACGCCCAGUCGUCAGGCCCCUCCGAAACCCAGCCGUCCGUCAGCGCGGCGAGGAAACGGAAGUCCAUGGACCUAGCCACAAUGAUGGCUUCCAAAGCCAAUACCAGCUAUACGCCUUUGCUUUUUAACCUAGUGGAUCUAAUUCACUCGUGCCUUCAAUCCCGUAACCAGCAGACCGUCUGCGUGACCCUGCAGCUUUUGGCAGCAAUCCUGAAACGGCAUCACCGAUACGCUAUCGCAACCCUACUUCACACCGAAACCAUCGAUACGAACUCCUCGCGUAGGACUGUAGGUGCUCACCAACAGGAGGUCGAGUUUCUCACGACGCUAGCUGGAUCUGUUGGCGGCCAAGAUAACUUCGAUGAGGUGUACGACAACAUCCUCAAAGACAGUAUGGCGCGGGCGGAAGGUCAUCCGUGCUCCCUUAAGCUCGUCGCACCAAGGCUAUCUACGAACAAUCACAAGUUGCCGGAAAUUCCCGAUAGCUUGCCUGGGGCACCGCAAGACGUUCCACCGCACACACUCAGCGGCGAGGAUCCCCUCUUCAAUAGCAUAUUGGACCUCCUUGAGUCGUUCUUCGUCAACCCGGUGGAGAUGAAUCUCUCGGCCACGGAGACGAUCAUUGAUUUGGCAGUUUGCGGGUAUAUAUCCGUGGAGGGAUGGCUGUUGCGGCACCCGAAAACGUAUGAGUACGAGGAAGAGCCGGCUACCGAGUCGGUGCACACGACUCUGGAUCCUAGUCUCCCUUUGUCCGAAGAGGCGGAAAAGAGAGAAACAAUUACGAGAUGCCACCGCCGCCCGAAAUGGCAGACUGAGACGCUACCUCGUGUGCUGACCGUGCUUGAAUCGCUUGCUGAUCAAGUCGAUUACUUCCGGAGCUCGGUACCAAGAUUUGAAGAUCUACUGCAGCAGCGCCGCGAAGCCUUCCAGAUCGCCGAUACGGUUGUGCCAAACCCACCGAGCAUCUUGCCGAGUUCCAAUACUGGUACUUCGAUACCCGAUUACGCAAGUCAAGGGAGCUCUCGUGCGGAGUCUCCAACACGUCCUAGUGCGCUCGAGGGCUUCGCCCAAAUGUUAUUGGAACUUGGCACUCCAACCCGGUCCGGUAGCCCGCGUGGACGAAGAGAUACGAUUCGAAGCCCGGGUACUGCUUCGAUGACACCUACUCCCAAGCCGCCCAUCCCCCCUAAAGAGUUUCCUCUGAAUCUCGACGAUCCGGGUAAGAGCGGGCAAGGUCGGCCGUUCUCGUCGGUGGGUUACCGAGACGGGUUUGGUGUGGCUAGAGAUGGCCCCGUACUGAGCCAGUUUACCGCAUUCGCAGCCGUAGACCAAGGGAUACUCGCGCAACAAGUCAACCUACCAGUACCAAGAACGGAGCCGGUCUCGUUAAAUUUUGGCUCCAAGUUAACCAGCCUAACCGACUCGGCCGGGGACGAUCCGAGUGACCAGGGUGGCGGGAGAAAAGAUCUCAUGGAGGCAGAUAAUAACGAAGAGGAAAGCGAACUUGGAGAGAAUGCCAUGGCCGCGACCCCACCCGAAACGAGGUCCGCGUCGGUCUCGCACAUCCUCACCAACGUUCUCAUCUACCAGCAUUUCUUACUGGAAUUGGCGAGCCUCGUGCAAGUUAGAGCGGGGUUGUUUGACGAAGUCAGAUUUGCCUAGAAGAGGUUUGCCCCUUUUCGCGGCGGUAAAGGAGAGGAGCGGAGAGGAGAAACAAGUUCAAGGGAGGAAGAUGGCGAAAGGGGGACUAUACAUACCCGCCACAGGUGAUGGCGACUUCUCGAUUACUUAUUCGAAAAGCAUGAAGGAUACCACAUUUAUCGGCGCUGGAGGUUGUGUCUCCUUGGACUCGGGGAGUAAGUGGGAGGACUGGCAUGCCAUGAUUUACCUAUCACGGGUUC